Haliotis rufescens (red abalone) is the source of this 1023-nucleotide messenger RNA. RefSeq lists its product as uncharacterized. The transcript has a single exon. Lineage: Eukaryota; Metazoa; Mollusca; Gastropoda; Lepetellida; Haliotidae. The record is from RefSeq and is a predicted model, not a curated record. Bases 1 to 1023 code for a protein of 340 amino acids.
AUGGAUACUAAGUCCACCAACAUGUACCAACAAGAGACCAGUUCCCAGCUGCAUAUGGCCACCAACAUGUACCAACAAGAGACCAGUUCCCACUCACAUAUGGCCACCAACAUGUACCAACAAGUGACCAGUUCCCACUCAUAUAUGGCAACCAACAUGUACAAACAAGAGACCAGUUCCCAGCUGCAUAUGGCCACCAACAUGUACCAACAAGAGACCAGUUCCCAGCUGCAUAUGGCCACCAACAUGUACCAACAAGUGACCAGUUCCCACUCACAUAUGGCCACCAACAUGUACCAACAAGAGACCAGUUCCCAGCUGCAUAUGGCCACCAACAUGUACCAACAAGAGACUAGUUCCCACUCACAUAUGGCCACCAAGUCCACCAACAUGUACCAACAAGAGACUAGUUCCCAGCUGCAUAUGGCCACCAAGUCCACCAACAUGUACCAGCAAGAGACCAGUUCCCACUCACAUAUGGCCACCAACAUGUACCAACAAGUGACCAGUUCCCACUCACAUAUGGCCACCAACAUGUACCAACAAGAGACCAGUUCCCAGCUGCAUAUGGCCACCAACAUGUACCAACAAGAGACUAGUUCCCACUCACAUAUGGCCACCAAGUCCACCAACAUGUACCAACAAGAGACUAGUUCCCAGCUGCAUAUGGCCACCAAGUCCACCAACAUGUACCAGCAAGAGACUAGUUCCCACUCACAUAUGGCCACCAAGUCCACCAACAUGUACCAACAAGAGACAAGUUCCCAGCUGCAUAUGGCCACCAAGUCCACCAACAUGUACCAACAAGAGACCAGUUCCCAGCUGCAUAUGGCCACCAAGUCAACCAACAUGUACCAACAAGAGACCAGUUCCCAGCUGCAUAUGGCCACCAAGUCCACCAACAUGUACCAACAAGAGACCAGUUCCCAGCUGCAUAUGGCCACUAAGUCUGGCCACUUCUCAGCAGAUUUUUUUCUUAAACCAAAAGAAUCAAGUUUUGUAAUUUUCUCGAUGAAGAAAUGA